Molecule: messenger RNA, 9218 nt
Organism: Electrophorus electricus (electric eel)
Lineage: Eukaryota; Metazoa; Chordata; Actinopteri; Gymnotiformes; Gymnotidae
Source: RefSeq, a predicted model, not a curated record
AGAGGCAGUUGGCUGUAUUCGGACGGAUUUGCUCCGUGCUCUGAACUAGAUCUUCAUUACAGCGAGAGCUACACAUAGAACCCAUGUAAUCUUUUAUCUUGCAAUUAGAAGAGUAACAGAGCAGCAUUUUUUCGACUAAGGUAAUUUUAAAGCCAAGAAUGGAAACCGAAUAACUUAUUUUUUAAAUAGUUACGAUUUCCGACUCUGAAGGUGCUGCGAGACAUGCGGAAACUUCACAAGGUUUUUCAUUAGGCUAUCAAAUACCUGAAUCUACUGGAUUGGCGUGUUUUUGCUUUUUGCCCCGCUCUACGUAAAUCAAUAGCCAGUCCUUGCUCAGAAUAUAUUUGUUGUCCGGAUUGGCGUUUUUAUAGAAAAUAUGACUGGGACGUACUUUGUUGGGCGUCAAAUAAAAAACUGCACUGAGUGCGAGAUCUGGGCGACACUCGUAUCGGGAUUAUAACAUCUGUUUGGUGUUCGGUGCUUGUGGCCUUCCCUCUGGAUUUUGGAUUUAUCAGUUUUUGUCGGAAUGGAAGGUCGGGAUUUUGCCCCUCCACCGCAUCUUCUUACAGAGCGAGGCCCGUUGGUUCACCGAGCUGCUUCACGGAUCACUCCUACUGGGCACACUUCCGUGCAACAUCCCGGUCACUUUCAACCUGGAAAAUACUAUCCUUCGCAUAUACCCAUGCCUCCACAAUCAGGCUCUGGACUGAUGGCCAACUCUACAGCUUCCUUCAUGGGGACGUUCCUGGCCAGCAGUCUGGGCUCACCUUCCUCCCACCCAUCUGGACAUCCUUCCUCACCCUCCUCUCCCCCCUACCGCGGUGGAGCGCACUCCAGUGCCCCCUCACAGAUCUGGUUCCCACACCCCCAUGAAGCCCCAGGGUAUUCCCGCUUUUCUGGGAGUCUGGCCCCCACCUUUCUACCCAUGAGCCCCCUAGAUCACCAUGGAAACGGCAGUGUUCUCUACGGACAGCACCGCUUUUAUGACACUUCAAAAGAUUUCUAUAUCAGAAGCCUCUCAUCACAACCCCACCUCCUCUCAGCCAAUCACAGCCUUCCACCACUGACUCGGACCGCCCCUAGUCAUCCCCUGGGUUCCUGUAGCCGGGAGCGGGAUCACGGAGGAGGAGGGGCCUCACAGAAAAGCUCUAAAGAACAGGACAUAGUGGAGCGGGGUGUAUCAUCUGGAGGAAAAGAGAAGGAGAGAAGCAAACAGGAAGUGAAGGAACGUCAGCCCCACGGCCCACCCUCACCAGGCCCCCACCAUCACCAACAUCUCCACCUGCACCACAACCCUCAGCUCCAACCGUUAGGGCCAGAGGAGGACCACCGACACAAAGAUGACCCCAAACACCUCAGCGCCUGCCUGCUUAGCACCAAGACGACUCAUAUUGGCUCUGACCCUGGCACACUGACAAGGAGCUCCCUCCCUAGUUGCGUGGGACCAGGGGCCUCGAGUUUAGGGAGUGGUCGGCAGCGGAAUGGAAGUAAUCUCUGUUGUAAAGAGGGAGUGAGUGGUGAGAUGCGGAUUAGCGAGCCUCCAUCAGACUGCCUACGCCACAGUGCCAUGCUGAGCCAUACCCACCCAGUGGCCUACCCCAUGCCUCCUCCCCUUGGCCUGGGCUCAGCUGUUGGAGGAUCAUGGCUACACCCUACCCACCCCCACCAUCACCACCCACAUCACCCCCAUCCUGACCUGUACUGUCCUCCUCCCCCUCCCCCACUUGCCAUGUCCUCUGCUCAGGAUAAGGGCUUAGCAGCUCCUGGGGCAGGCAGGGACUCCAAAGUGACAGGGCCCACCUUUGUGCCCUCAGUGGGGCCUCUGGCAGACAAGACAAGUGGGCCCUUCCAGUUAGGUAACCCCCACUGUCGGGAGGUGAGGGGAGGGAUGGUCGGAGAGGGAGGUGGAGACGGAGUAGGGAAGGCCAAAAUGUCCGAAAAGAGCAGUAAUGGAGGCAGGUUGGCUCCUCCUCUAGCUACUCCCCUUCCUCCUCCUAAUACCUGCCAAAGAAAGCCUUUGCAUCCACAGCAGCAGCACGUAUAUGGAAAAGCAGACAAGGGUCCAGACUGGCCCCAAGGCCCACUUCCCCAUUUACCACAGCAGGCAGAGCUCAGCCAUAAUCACCAGCUGCAUCCCACUCUCCCAGCCCGCUCCUGCAGCCUGGAGGCUUCUGAGAGCGCCUCGGAGACCGAUGCUUAUCGACCCUCUUUGCCCCAGGGAGCCAAAGAUGGCUGCCAGUCUAAGGGCGGCCCUUAUGCCAGCACGCCACCUUUCCGGGACUGUUCUCACUCAGGUCCUCCUCACAGGGUUCCGUCCGAAAGCAAGGCCACCGGGGAUAGUGGGUGUGUACUCCAGCGGGAAAGUCAGAGGGUUGCUAGGAUACACCAUCAACAGCAUAGCAACAGGCGUGGGACUGAGGCUCAGGAGCCAGAGCUGGGUUCGAGCAUCAGCUCUCACACAAAAAGAAAGCCAGAGGUAGAGCUGGUGGCACAUGGGCACAGUGGGCAUCAGGCUGGCACUGUGCCAUCUUGGGAGGCACGAGGGCACCAGUCUCACCUCGAUGAGGAGCGGCGCAAGGCAUAUGACUCUUUUGGUGCUGGUGCCCAAGCUACACCUGGAGAGCAGGGCUCUCACCCUCCUCUCACUGGUCACCAGGAGCCCUUGAUAGGCCCUCAGGGGCCAGAGAACAGUGCCAUGAAAAAUCUGAUGAAGUACAGCAGCCAGCAGCCACUUCUGCUCUCCCAGAAGAGCCCGUUUGGAGGCCUGGGCAGCCUGAAGCAGGGGACAGCGAGCAGAGACAGGAACGAGAGGAGCGAGAGGAACGAGAGGAACGAGAGGAACGAGAGGAACGGAGGAGGCACGAGCUGUGCCCAACAUGGGGUGAAACAAGUGUUGCCUUCGAAGAAGGCCUCAUCCUCUGGGGAGAACGAGCGCUCAGAGCGGGCGGGACGCGAUUCAAGUGAAGUGCAGGGGGAGGGGGAGGUGCGGCAGCCCCCUGUGGGCAUUGCCGUGGCUGUCGCCAGGCAGAGAGAGCCUCUGUGCUGCCCACCAGACGGACACGCCACCCACAGCCGCCACGGCAGAGUGCUGCCCAGCGUGAAGGGGAUUGGCCGCUCCAUGUAUCCCCUGGAGCGGGAGGUGGAGGAAGAAAGGAAGAGAGUUUGCGAGGAGCAGCUGGCUUUGCCUCCACUGGACAGAGAAAGAGAACUACUCCUCAGGGAAAACAAGGAGCGAGUUGAGUUUGCCAGGAUCCACCCCUCCAGCAGUUGCCAUGGGGACCUGACCUCUCACCUCAUCGUGCCAGGCGGGAGCCAGUUAGGAGCGGACCCUUCUGCACAUGCUCACCCAGCUCAUCCUCACUGGAUGCCUCGGACAGGAAGUCCCUCUCUCUGGAUGGGCCACUCAUAUGGUCUGAGUCAUGCUGCGCUGCACCAGAGUCUCCCACCUGGCUUCUCUGCAGCUAUGCCCAGCCCCCUGCAGCCGGUCCUGCCUCUGCCCCAGGACCCUUCAGCUGCCCUGGUAGUCCUGCCCACUGAGCCAGCUGCCCACCCUGCCACACAUCACCUUGAUGUGAUGGAGCAGCAGGGACUAUGGCCCCCCAUGUAUGGAGCUCGAGGGCCUACCUCGCACAUGCAGCAUCCUUCCGUCUACUCCCGCCAGUUUCUACGGCAACAGGAACUCUAUGUGCUACAGCAGCAUCAGCACCAGCAGCAGCACAGAGCAGCGCAGGCAAUGGAGUUAGCACACAGACAUACACAUUCUCAGAGGAAACCUGAGGACACACCCAUCGAUCUAGAUGAAACUCCUCCUGAGCCUCGCAAUCCAAAGCUGAUGAAGACCUUCUCCUGCCCCUCCUCCAGCAAGCCUCCUCGCUCCUCCGCCUCGCCGGGGGGCUGUGCCUCCCGCCUUUCGCCCUGCUGCCGCUCUCCUGCCCCACGGCCCCACCCCAAGAGCACUCCAUGCACGCCGUGCCCGGAGCCGAGCCCGGCUGUGGCAGCGCCGCGCUCGCCCGCGCUCAGCCCCCGCACCACCCCCCACCACCACCUCCCCAAGGCCGCCGAGUCCCAGGACAAGCGAGGGGAGGGUCAGCCGCCUCAGGACUACCCCCAGUCUCUGGAGCCUGAUCUUCCACCAGGCUAUACUUAUCCUGCCAUUGCCAUUGGUUACAAGGCCGGUCCCUCUCCUCAAGAAGUCCAGUUGGCUGAGCACGCCGACUUGGAGGCAGAGCCUGCUGAACCUGCAGCUCAGCCCCUCCUACUUUCUACGAUGGGGGUGGAGCCUGUGUGCCAGGAAGCUGAAUCUCCUGCUAUGACUGUCCAGGUAGAGGCCCGGGUGGAGGAGUUUCAGGAGGGGAACAGGGUGAGAGAGACAGAAGGAGAGGUGGGUGGCUCUCAGAAAGGUGUGACCUUUACCCCAGCCUCUCCCUCUCCACCCUUACACCAACACCCCUCCAACUCCACCUGCCUGAUUUCUGAGCACGCAGUGGGGGAGCUACAAGCAGACACAGCUAGUCCUCUCAGUGAUGACCAGACCAGCAUUAUGGAGGUCCAGGCCCCAGCCGAAGACAUGGAAACGCAGGAGGAAAGGAUGGUAGACCCUCCCCAGGAGCUCCGGUUUAUGGAGUCUACAGAGCAGGACUUAAAGAGGCCUGUUGAGAAAGUCUGCACUACACCCUCCAAGUCUGGAGAACUUCUGGAGGUUGGCCAAUCUUCGCCACCCUCCUCUCCCUGCCCAGAGCCCACUUCUCUGGGUAACCAGUAUCCUGGCUCCUGCAUCUGGAGUCUGGAGCUUUUGAUUGCUGCCGCUCUAUGUGCCACACGCGAUGCUCAGAUGGUGGUGCCUGUGGCAGUGCGUUUCCUCGCCGAUCCCCCUCACCGUGGCAUGGAACUCCUGAGUGAGCUAGCUGAACUGGAGAGACGACAGCAAGAGAUGACUAGCAACAAGGAAGAUGGAGGAGAAGAGAUCUUCACCUUUGACCUAGAAAGUUUGGCAACCCUUGCAGCGGCACGAGCACUGGAACAGACUCCGCCUGCCACUGAUGAUUCAGCCCCACCCCUACGUCGAGUGCUCAACCUGCGCAGGAAGUGCAAAUGGACGCCACGUCACGAACCGGUAUGUCCCGUGAAGAGGGUCCUGGAAACGCUGGACAGGGAAGAACUGGCAAUGCGGGUGCAGCUAGCUGAACUGCAGAGACGCUACAAGGAGAAACAGAAGGAACUGGCCAAGCUACAGAGAAAACACGACCACCAGAAAGAAGAAACUUCAAGAAGCCCAGCCCGUCGAGGGCCUGGCAGACCACGGAAGCGGAAGCCCACUGCUGGACCCCCUGCCCCUACUGAUACCCACAAAAGGGUCAAGUCAUCAGGGGUGGGGCCAGGCCUCCUGGCUGCGCAUGAAGAGUUGCCUGGAGGCGGGGACAAGCAUAGGAAGAGGAAAAAGAUGACCAGUGGCACCUACCACCAGCUCAGCGGCACCCAGGCUCCCUGUCGGCAGAGAGGCAGGCCAAGACUGCUGAGCUCCAAGAUGGCUCAGCUUAAGCAGAAGGCCAAAGCCAAGCGUGGUUCCAGGCUGGAGAGCAUGCUCCAUCGCAGAGAGGGGCCUGCUUCUGCCGCCUCCGCAGAGCACGUCCACAGCAGCAAGACUGGGGCCCACAGUGACACAGGGAGCAGCGAGACAGGAGCCCGUCACAGUUUAGAUGGACGGAGGAUAGUGAUGCGGAGAGGACAGAGGGCAAAGGUCAGCCUGGGCCAUGCCUCCUCUCACCUGCAGACACGAGCACAGCAUCUGCUGUCCAGCUCGGCCUUGGCCGGCAGCAAGCAGGAGGACAGGGGGAAGGACAUGUCUCCCUUGGACAGCGAGGUGUCUGAGCCGGAGGAGGAAGACGAUGGCAUCUAUGACAGCGAAGACGUACCAGAGGACAUCAGGAAUCUGUCUUCUAAAGAGCAGCUGUCUGGUCCCCCCUCCUCCACUGCUGAGCUGGAGGCCACUCAGAAAGCCAAGACCAAGAAGGAGAUACUUGGACAUGACUCCGUGAAUAUGGCACUUGUCAAGGGAGAUGUGAAAGACAGGAAAAAGGCUGCCUGUAAGCCAAAGGUGGUCAGUGCACACAGGACUCAUCACCAGGCAGAGAAAACACCAAGUGGUCUCAGGUGGAGAGGAGGCUCACGAGACAACACAAGCUUUGGCCUUAAUAGUGUACUUAAAUCCAUGCCCAAUCCACUGGAAAAGACUACUAGGAAAGGUGCCAUCAUCCUUGGAAAGAGGAGAAGCUGUUGGCUCAACGCUGUGCCGUCUCAAAACACCAGUGUUAAAAACAAACAGCAGGCCAAAGGGCGAGCCGUGAGCCGCCUGCUGCAGAGCUUUGCGGCAGAUGAGGGAUUCCGCAUAGAUGACGACAGCAGCUUCUCCGAAGGAGAGGAAGAGGAAGAGGAGGAGGAAGAGGAAGAUCAGCAGAACAGGAAUCCAGUGGCAGCCCUGCCUAACUGUGUCCUGACCAGAGAGGCUCUGCGGGAUGGGCUAAAAGUGCUGAUCUCAAAGGAGGAUGAGCUGCUGUAUGCUGCCUAUGUGCGCACCCUGGACCUGCCUGACAUUUACAGCAUUGUGAUUGAAGGAGAGAGGGGAAACAGACCAAGGAUCUACUCUUUGGAGCAGCUGCUUCAGGAAGCAGUUUUGGAUGUGCGACUGGAGACAGUGGAAGGUCUUACUGAUGGAACAAGAGUGUGUGCAUACUGGAGUGAACGCUCGCGGUGUCUAUAUCCUGGCUAUGUGCACAGAGGUGGUCCUGGGGAGGAGCAGAAGGAAGGUUCCGUCAUGGUGGAGUUUGAUGAUGGAGAUCGGGGUUGGAUUUCCCUGCCCAACAUUCGCCUUCUUCCACCUGGUUAUCAAAUAUACUGUGCAGAGCCAUCGCCAGCCCUCCUGGCCUCUCCAACUCGCCGGAGGCAGAAGAGUUCCACUCAGCAGAAGAGCACUCAACACACGGAUGUGUCUUUAGAGUGGCAUGGCAACACAGACCCAGGGAACACUAUCAUUAAAGCGAAGCCAGGUAGACCCAAAUCAGACCCAAAGAGCUGUGUGUCUGAGAAUGUUACUGGGAGUACCUACUCUUUGCUUACCUGGCCAGCUGUUGCCAUGUCCAAAAAGAGACCUUCUCUGGAUUUGUUCCAUUUCAACGGGCUGUCCAGGAAAACUCUGAAAGAGAAGGAGACAGACAUGUUUCCCUUGCUUGGAUCCACAAUGGCCACACCAGCUAAAGGAAUCUUUAGCACUUCUUUUGAGGUUGAUUCUUUUAGCAGCAUUGCUAAUGGUUAUACAUCCUUUGGUAACCAGCAACCAUCAUCUGGCUUACCACUUGGUCACAAGAGCAUCCCAAAUGUUAGGGGAAGAAGAACAGGAGAUAGGAAAGAGUAUCUGGUCAAAUUGGACCAUGAAGGAGUUACAUCCCCAAAGACAAAGAAUGGAAAAGCACUCAUGCUUCUUGGAAAUGCGGAAUUUGAUUCUAGAGUGGGGAGAAUGGAAAAGGGCUCUGGGAACAAGGGCAUGGGAGAACAGACCACUCAAAUGGAUUACUCUCAGCCAAUGUUAUUGGUAAAGGAUACCAAGAGGAGUGGCAGCCACCUUCUUAAGGGUUCAUCAGAUGUGCGGAAGCACUCUCACGGUCUAGGGCUUGGCCAGUAUGCAGACUAUGGGUUGAACUGCCACAGUGAUUGCCUCAGCUCCUACUCAGAUAUGGAUGAAGAUGAAGAGGAGGAAGAAGAUGCUAGAAGAGCAGCAAUGCGCAAUACUGGACGCUUCCUCUCUCGCCUGGCCAACUCCUCGUCCUCCUCAGGUUCAUCAAGCUCAUCAAGUUCAGGCUCGUUGUCCAGUUCUAGCAUUUGCUCCUCAGACAAUGACUCCUCCUACAGCUCAGAUGAAGAAGAGGCAUCUCAGCUUCUGUUGCAGGGUUGCCUCUCCUCUCGUCAUGCAGUGCUCCAACAGCAGCAGCACCCUGAGCCGCUGUCUGCCCUGACACAGCAUGCUUUUAGUGCCAAAACCAUGGCAGUCACCAACCAAAAGGCCACGUCCAGCAAUGGCACCAGCAAGCAUCAAAGGAGGAAGGAGAUUCCCAGCAGCUCCCUGACUACAGUGCAAUCUAGAUCCUCCAAGGUUUUUCCCAAAAAGCAAAAGAUGUCCCCUUCGGACAGUCCACCUAAUUCAUCUUCAUUCCUACCAGCUCAUCAGCUAUGGAGGUGGUCUGGGAACCCCACUCAGAGACGAGGUCUUAAGGGAAAAGCAAGGAAACUCUUCUACAAAGCGAUUGUCCGUGGUAAAGAAACAGUCAGAGUGGGCGACUGUGCAGUAUUUUUGUCUUCUGGCCGACCCCACCUCCCCUACAUUGGCCGCAUUGAGAGCCUCUGGGAAUCUUGGGCAAGCAAUAUGGUUGUAAAAGUGAAGUGGUUCUACCACCCCGAAGAGACUAAACUAGGCAAAAGACACCAGGAUGGCAAGCAUGCACUGUACCAGUCUUGCCACGAGGAUGAGAAUGAUGUCCAGACCAUCUCCCAUAAGUGCCAGGUAGUCAGCCGUGCUGAAUAUGAGCGUCUCAGUCGCACAAGGAAACCUAACAGCAGCAGCCAGGACCUGUACUACCUGGCUGGAACAUAUGACCCCACUAGUGGCCAGCUGGUCACAGCUGAAGGUGUAUCAAUCAUUUGCUAGCAUUCUGUCAUAUGGAUGUACUACUGAAGAAUCUUGCCUCCUUGAAGGAGGGUCCUGAAAGGGCUGACAAUCGAUUUUUACUGUGCUUGGAAUGGUCUCAGAUCAAGCCCCAUAAUAAGACUCUAAACUAGCACUCGAUGGAAUGGGAGCUAGAGGUGCUGUUGCUUGUGGUGGCAGCACCUCACCCACCUCAACUCUUAUAGUCAGUACUUGGUAGAGUGAUAGAGUCUUUAAUGGGUCACAACUCGGGGUGACACCCCCCCAAAGACUCAACAACCAAGCAAUGAUGUUUUAGUUCUCAAUGAAUAUGAUGAGGCACUGGACGUAAGGAGGAUAUUUAUGAUGACCGUCUUGAGACAGAUGUGAAACAGAUUUAUUCUUAUGGAAUCCCUGAACUGAGCUGUGUUAACAAUACACUGGUCACCAGGAUUUCUGUAUCCCAGCUGGACCAAAUCUGUGGCAUGGUGUGUGUGUGUGUGUGUGUGUGUGUGUGUGUGUGUGUGUGUGUGUGUGUGUGUGUGUG